AUGCUUGAUAAGGAAUCCCAAGAGUAUGAAAAUGCGCAAAGUGAGCUAAGUGCUCAGAGUGUCCAAAUUGCCCUAAGUAAAUAUAGCAACACCGAGAGCGAAAAAAAGAAAAGGAUGCAAAAAUUAAAAGAUGCAUUUGUAAAAUGCCCUAACGAUUUAAAAACGUACUUAUACAAUAUUUGUGUUAAUUUUUCGUACAGUGAUAUUUAUCAAGAAUAUAUUAGCAGACUGAGCUUAAAUACAUACAACAACUGUGACUACGAUCAAAUAAGAAGUAGUUCUUAUAUAUCUAAAAAAGAUUUUCUAAAAUAUUACAAUUUCCAAUUUUAUGAUAAUAAGUUUGAAUUAGAAUCUGACGAAUAUUAUGAGGACACACUUUUUGAAGACUCAGAUAAUUUUAGUGAUAUGGAGGAGGUGGGAAGGUAUGUACUAGCACGAUGUAUGGUAAAUACAUACAAUGGUCAGACAAGUAAAAUGAAAAAUUUACUACUAUCAAAACCUCAGUAUGAAGUUGCUCCUUCAUAUCGAAAGAAGAGAGGUAAGGAAUGGGCAAUCCAGAAACCUCAUGUUGAUGGAAAAAUUGAAAGAAAAAAAAAUAAUAAUAAAUGUAGAGGAAUGGGAGUAGAAAUAGGACAAGGAGAGAGAAAAGAAGAAGGAAAAAGUGCGAAGAAUACUAAUUCAAAAUCGUAUACGUCCCAACUGCUAAAUCUAAUUAGCCAGCGGAAUUCCCACAGGAGUAAUGCCCAGAGUAGCAGUAAUUGCAGCAAUGCAAGCAGCGACAGUGGUUUCAGUGGCAGCUCUGAGGAAGUCUUGAGAGCACACAUGAGAAGAGAACAAAAUUGCUGGAACAAAAUGAUAACAAGGAAGUGUUUUUCAGUUGUUACCCAUGUAAAAGACCCAAGGGAGUAUUCUUUUAUGCCCUUUAAUUUUUACUCUUUUAAUAAUUACGAUAUUAAUAGGAAGAAAAUAAAGAAUUCAUGUAAUAACAAUUACUUUUAUAUGCUAGAUAAUUUGGAGGAAGCUCAAAAGGAUCAGUGUGUUGAAAAGUAUUACAAGUACAUGAACAAAAUAGUAGAUAAGGAAUAUUUCAAAAUAAGCAAAAGUGGAGAGGAGAAGAAAAUAAAAAAAAAAAAAAAAAAAAAAAAAAAAGUAGAGCAGCAGCAACAACAACAACGAAAACAACGACAUGUACGUGUACAUGCUCAUGGAAUGAUCAGACAUGGGUACAAAAAUAAAUACGAAACGGAGAAUAGCUCAAUGUUUAAAAGCGAUAAAAGGUUGGUGUGGAAUGAGGAAAAUAUGAAUACAGAUAAAAAGGACGAAUGUGUAGUCCCAUUGGAAGAUUUACACACAACUGAGUGGGGAAAAACGCCAAAUAAAGCAAAUGAAAAAGAUGCGGUAAACGCAUAUUUCGAACAGCAGAUGAAGGGGACAAAUGUAGACAAAUCAAAGAGCUGUAGUCUCUAUAGCAACAAGAGCAUAAAAAGAUUAUGUUCUGAAGAAAUAGAAAUAUUUUUUAAAAAAGCUUUAAAAAAUGAAAUUAUAAAUUUUAAUCAGAAAAGGAUUGACAAUAGAGAUAGAUGGAAUUCGUUAUAUCAAUUUAUAUGCUCUUGUUUAGGUGCCUCUUUAGCUACUCAGUGUUACUUAGAUCUACCUGAGUUAACAUCAGGAUUAGAUUACAUACUGCUUUUACUGCUAGUCCUAUUUUGCUAUAUUUUUAUAGGUUUACCAUUAGUACAAAUCGAAUAUGCAUUAGGACAAGUAUCACAAAGUUGUAUAGUAAACAGCUUGAGCUUUUUGAAAAAAAAAUAUAGGGGAAUAGCAAUAAUUUCUUUAAUAGUAUCCUUUCAUGUAUUAACGAAAAACAUUAACACCAGCAUAGACACGGCAAUAAUUAUUGCAGGUUCGCUCAAGAAACCCUUGUCAUGGAAUAUGAGAGAUUGUGAGGGAAUCUUGCACAGAAUGAACUGCAUUAAGAAUGACAAGUGCAAAUGGGUGGGGGUACCCGCCGACAAGGGCUCUGGAAUGGGUGAUAAUUACAGUAGUACACAUAGCAGUAGUUAUAGUAGCCAACAUAGCUAUAGCAACUACAGUGGAAACAAUGACAAGCAUGUUUUUUUGCAGAACUUCGAGGGUAAAACUUCCAUUAGUGGUAAGCAGUGUGUAUCAGCUGGGAUUUCAGAAGGGGUGAGUUAUUUGUCGGAAAAAAUAAAAUUUGUGUGGAAAUUUUGCUCCCUAUGUGUAAUCAUUUUAAUUUUAUAUUUUUUAUUAAUAAUAGAAGGAAUGUCACUGCAUCAGGGUUUACGGUAUUGUUUUUUUCUCUUUUUCACUAUUUCUUUUUUUCAAAUGUUUCUACUGUAUUCUGAAGUACAGCAAAAGCGGGUACAGUUAGCAAUAGAGGGAAAUAAUAUGAUAAAUGCCAAGUUUUAUAACACCAUAUUUUUUAGUGAAGAUAAUUUUCUUUACUUAAAUUUUCCACUCAUAGCCCAAAUAUUUAGCAUCGUACUACUCUCUCUUAAUUGUUCUACUGGAAUAAAUUAUAUGUUUUCUUCAUAUACAAAUAUAGGAACAAAUAUUUUAAUUUCUGCUUGGUAUGUUAUAUUUGGUUCAUGUAUAAGCACAAUAAUACAUUUCGCUUAUUACUAUUUAUGUUUAGACCUUAGUACCAAUUUUGCAUCAGUUAACGAAAACAAAGUUAUGGUAAACCAUUUGCUUAAUGACGUUUACAGAAUAGUAUUCCCUAUAAGCAGUUCCUCUUCUUCUGUAGAUUUUUUAAUUUUAAAAAAAAAUAAAUAUUUCCUAAUAUCCCAUAGUAUAUAUAUAGUUGCCUUAUCAAGAGUAAAAUUUUCCAAUAUAAUGAGUUUUGCAUAUUUUCUUUCUUGUACUUGUGUAUUACUUACAACUUGUGCUAUACAUUUAAAAGGAGUAGUCAUGAUAUUAAAGGAAAGUAAUAAAUUUAAAAAAGUUAAGAAAAAAUUUAUUAGUCUAUUUAUAAUUAUCGUAUAUUUCUUCCUAGGAAUAUAUAGUUUAUUCCCUUUUGGGUAUAAUACUAUUUCACUACUAAACUACGUAAUAUUACAUUAUAUUUACUUGUUUGUUAUUGUUCUACAAAUAGUUGUCAUAACAUGGUCAUAUGCAUAUGAACAUACAGGAAAAAUAAUAAAUAAAAAAGGGUUACAGUAUUACUGUUUUUUUUUCUUUUUUUUUAUUUCACUCUUGGUAAGUAUACCUAUUUUGCUUUAUUUUUAUAAACACAUCUUUCCAAACUUUUAUUUUUUAAUGUCUUGUUUAUCCUUCUUGUUUAUACUAAUUGUAUGUGUUAAUGUAUUUGUCCUUCUAAGAAUUAAAACUAACACACGGUUGAGAGAAAAGAUGUAUUUCUUUUAUAUAUAUAACAUGGACUUGUUAAGGAAAAGGAUAAAUAAUAUACUGGUUGGGAAAAGUCGAACCUAUGAUUUGCAUAAAAAAAAAUAUAAAAUUAGCAAUUUCUUCCAAGAAUUGACAAUCCCAUGGUGCUAUCUAUUGAAAUAUUUUAUUCCGUCAAUUUUAACUAUUUUAGUGUUUUCUAAUUUUUUGUAUGCCAUUCAUAUUUUAGGCCUUAGCAGGAGUAGCAGCAUUCAAAGGAGUUUCCAUAAUACUCAGAUACAGGAGAAGGAUCAUCCAGAACAGGUCCAUAUGGUCCCCUUUAUCCGUAUGCCUAAUUUAAGGACGUCGAAAGGCAAAAAUCGAGAGAGCCAACAUGGAGGCAGCGUAGAGCAAUGGGGUGCCUAUAUCAAAAGUCAUUGGGGGGAAAAAAAGAAUAAUCCCAAUUUACAUGACCAUGGACAGGUAACAAAAUUUACACUAAUGAUUGGUAGUGAUGAAGAUGUAAAAAAAGGUGUGCAUACAACUGUAGAAGACAAAAAAAGCAAAUCAGAUUAUUUCUUCAAAUGUUCCAUGCAGUUUGUCGUUACUGUGUUGUUAUUACUGCUUACGUUUGUUGUUUCUUUAAUUUCUUUUUUAUAUCCUGGGAAAAUUAGUAUAUUCAUUUGUCCUCCAACUAAUAUGUGGAAAAUUAGUGAUAUACAUUUAAAAAAACAAAAACCACUAAAUUGUUUGUAUACAAGACGUAUAUUUUUCUUUGAAGAAAUUUUACCAAUUGAAAAAAUUAUGCCUGUUUAUGUAUGGCGUCAUAUAGAGAAGCAUAUAAACAGGGAGAACUUUAUAUCCUCCUUACAAAGAGAAAAUGAAAAUAACGAAACUAUUCAUGAUAAGACUUACACAUAUUUAAGUAAAAAUGAAUUUGAGAAUUACAUUUUCGACUUAAUCGCUCGAGGUUCUAAUUUGUGUGACUUUACGGAUAGACAACGAGGGCCGUAA
Plasmodium malariae is the source of this 4359-nucleotide messenger RNA. RefSeq names its product amino acid transporter, putative. Gene Ontology annotation, biological process: sodium ion transmembrane transport. NCBI's taxonomy places the organism in Eukaryota, Apicomplexa, Aconoidasida, Haemosporida, Plasmodiidae. The record is from RefSeq and is a predicted model, not a curated record. The transcript has a single exon. Bases 1 to 4359 code for a protein of 1452 amino acids. Gene Ontology annotation, cellular component: membrane.